UUUCACGUGAUCUAUGAAUUACAAGAUGGCGGCGCCCAUCCUGAGAACCAUGAGAGGUCAGGGCUGCGGUUUGUGUAGCCUCGGAUAUCGCCAGAUGUUCCGGAGAGAGAUCAGUUUCAAAUUAGAUGAGAAAACAGCCCACAGCAGCUUGGAUUUAUUCAAAAAGGACACUGGGGUCCUCUAUCGUAUGCUGGGGAUUGACCGUACCAGAGUGCCUCAAAACCCUGAACGCUUCAGAGACUGGGCUGUAGUUUUGGGUGACACUACCAUCUCCAGGGGCUGCCAUUACUGGGAAGUGACUGUGAAACGAUCACAACAGUUCCGCAUUGGGGUGGCGGAUGUGGACAUCUCCCGGGAAGUCUGCAUAGGAAUGGAUGACAAUUCCUGGGUCUUUGCUUUUGGGAAUCGCUGCUGGAAUGCCAUGUUUGCUAAUGAAACUACUCCAAUCACUAACAUUGGCCAACCAGAAAGAGUCGGCCUAUUCUUGGACUAUGACCGCAAAAGAUUCAGCUUGGUAGAUACACAACAACACAUGUUUAUCCACAAUACGUCGCCAGAGUUCCGAGGUCCUGUGGUGCCUGCCUUUGCCCUCUGGGAUGGUGAAUUGCUCACCCACUCAGGCCUGGAUGUGCCUGAGAAGCUCAAGCAAAGUUGAAAUCUAUUCAAGAGCGUUGAUACUGAGAUUUUUUUCCCCCUCUUUCCUUGCCUUUUGAGAGUUAAAUUUGCCAUCCUUUACUUGUGCCAUAUUUAUCUUGCACUGCUAUUUUGGUUUUGUCAGGAAAGGGUUGCUUUAAAAAUGAGUUUUUUUAAAGCAGCAAUUGUUUAUGUGAUCAGCUGCACCAUUUGAUACCUUACCUCAUAGGUCUCUAGUUCUGUAGGAGUCAGGACAUUCUCUUCUCCCACUGUGUUGCAGAACUAUUCCAGAAAUUAUUCUGCCUCAGAACCACCAAAGAGCCAGUCAAAGUCAUUACCACAAAGAGUAGUUGCCUUAGGAUAGAUGGUUUUCAAGACUUCUACAAAUCCUGUUCCUGUCAAUGGCCUCCAUCAGGAAAGGUCUGGAGCAUCUCUAUGUGAAUAUGUUUGGAUUGUUCCUCUAAGCCAUUUGCAUCAAACAUAAGCAAGCAAUAUCUCAAUCUGACUAUAAAAGGACCACUUGAUGCCCUUUAAUUAUAUAAGAUUUCCUUUUCCUGUUAGAAGUAUUUGCUUAAGCUUUCAGAUAUUUGAAGGAGAUUUCCAUUUUGAUAAGAACAAUGAUUUUUUUUUAACACAAAGGAUCUAUUGCCUCCUGCUGGUGGGGUGGGAGGACAAAAUUAGCUUGGAAUUGAGUAGAUGGCAUCUCAUGACCAGUGAAAAUCCAACUCUCCCGAAUUUAUAAACAGUACAGUGCACAAAUUAAUGUUGUGGGAAUUACUUUAUUAAUACCAGCCCCAGAUUAUCCUGUGUUAAUUGGUUGAAACAAUAAGAAUUGACCCAAUACACACCUGCAGAUACAUAUAUUCAUCGAAAAGGAAUGAUAAAGAAUUUGCUACAGUUUAUUACAAUCACCAUAAUUAAAAUUUAGCUGAAAACAGCAAAUAUUCAAGCAGUGUUUUCUUUUUCUUGAUGUUGGAUGUAGCAAGAGCUGUAUGCUCUUCUGUAUGCUAUGUUGAUAACUGUAAUAAGUAAAAAUAAAAGCAUCUAAAACAAAACGUUAUUUUAUCUGAACUUCUGAUUGAAAAUAUCCACUGUUUGGAAAUUUUAUCACCAAAGAAUGCACAUAGUAGUUAAACAGUCUAGAUGGUCUAGCCUACCAACCUUGCAAGAGUGUCAGGCUGGCAGCAACAGUGAAACGUAGCAUUGUACUGCUUCAAGGUUUCAGUUGUUCCUGUUCCAUAGUGACUGAUUUAUGACGGGUAUUUUGUCAUUCUACUCUAAAAUAGCUGAACACUUUCAUUGCAGCAGUAAAGUAGCUGCUGAAAAGAG
Messenger RNA from Notechis scutatus (mainland tiger snake), 1962 nucleotides. It is a transcript of the gene SPRYD4, whose product is annotated as SPRY domain containing 4. The record is from RefSeq and is a predicted model, not a curated record. Gene Ontology annotation, molecular function: protein binding. NCBI's taxonomy places the organism in Eukaryota, Metazoa, Chordata, Lepidosauria, Squamata, Elapidae.